Messenger RNA from Nomascus leucogenys (northern white-cheeked gibbon), 4642 nucleotides. RefSeq names its product protocadherin beta-11. Gene Ontology annotation, molecular function: calcium ion binding. NCBI's taxonomy places the organism in Eukaryota, Metazoa, Chordata, Mammalia, Primates, Hylobatidae. The record is from RefSeq and is a predicted model, not a curated record. Gene Ontology annotation, biological process: homophilic cell-cell adhesion. Gene Ontology annotation, cellular component: plasma membrane.
AACAGCAUAUCAAACUAAAGAGAAUAUGAAAUAAUUAUUACAGAACGUGCAAUAUAUUUGUAAUCACUUGAACACAAUGAAUAAAACAAUAUUUUUUUCUGGAGGACAUAUAAGUGAAUGGAAUUUAGGUAGCUUUCACCAAACUGUGAAAAUCUAUGGAGACACUUGGUGGCGCUGCAGGAUAACAUCGUGAAAAAUAUAUUUACUGGAUGGCGUUGUGAGCACUGAUAUCCAGUGCACACAGAGAAUCAGAAGACAGAAAGAACAAGCCUUCACGAGGGUGACCUAGAAGCCAUUCGACAGGGUUAAAAUCCUUAGACUACAGAGGAUUUGGUGGACAAGUCAGAGACGCGUUCCCCAGAGCUGAAGCCUUUCUUCAAGAAGCCUACAAGAAAGGAGCUAUGGAGAACGGAAGGGCAUGCACUCAGCAGAUAAGGCAAGUCCUGCUUCUCUUUGUUUUGCUGGGAAUGUCUCAGGCGGGCUCUGAAACUGGGAGCUUUUCCGUGGCAGAGGAAAUGCAGAGCGGGAGUUUUGUAGGCAAUCUGGCAAAGGAUCUGGGGCUGAAGGUGAGAGAACUGUCCUCACGGGGGGCUCGGGUGGUCUCUAAUGAUAAGAAACAGCGUUUGCAGCUGGACAUAAACACUGGGAAUUUGCUCUUAAGUGAAACACUAGACAGGGAGGAGCUCUGCGGUUCCAUCGAGCCUUGUGUGCUACAUUUCCAGGUGUUAAUGCAAAACCCCACGCAGUUUUUACAAAUUGAGCUUCAGGUCAGGGAUAUAAAUGAUCACUCUCCCAUCUUCUUGGAAAAACAAAUGCUCCUAGAAAUCCCAGAGAACAGUCCUGUUGGUGCUCUGUUCUUACUACAGAGUGCGAAGGAUUUAGAUGUAGGAAUCAAUGCUGUAAAAAGCUACACAAUAAGCCCCAACUCUCAUUUUCACAUUAAAAUGAGAGUCAAUCCAGACAAUAGGAAAUAUCCCGAGUUAGUUCUGGACAAGGAGCUGGAUUAUGAAGAGCGCCCGGAGCUCAGUUUCAUCCUCACUGCUCUGGAUGGCGGGUCCCCUCCCAGGUCUGGAACUGCCUUGGUCAAAGUGGUGGUGGUGGACAUUAACGACAACUCCCCUGAGUUUGAGCAGGCUUUUUAUGAGGUGAAGAUUCCGGAGAAUAGCAUCCUUGGCUCGCUGGUUUUGACUGUCUCAGCUUGGGAUUUAGACUCUGGAAGAAAUGGUGAAAUAUGCUAUACCUUAUCCCAUGCCUCAGAAGAUAUUCGCAAGACAUUUGAAAUUCAUCAAAAGUCUGGAGACAUUACUUUAGCAGCACCUUUGGAUUUCGAAACGAUUGAGUCAUACUCGAUAAUCGUUCAAGCCACAGAUGGGGGAGGACUUUUUGGAAAAUCUACAGUCAGAAUUCAGGUGAUGGAUGUAAAUGACAAUGCUCCUGAAAUCACUGUGUCAUCAAUUACCAGUCCAAUCCCAGAAAAUACGCCAGAGACCGUGGUUAUGGUUUUUAGUAUCAAAGAUAUAGACUCUGGGGACAACGGAAGAAUUGUUUGUUCCAUUCCUGAAGACCUCCCAUUCGUGCUAAAAUCUUCAGUUGAGAAUUACUACACGUUGGAAACAGAGAGACCACUGGAUAGAGAGAGCACAGCCGAGUACAAUAUCACCGUAACCGUCACUGACUUGGGGAUACCCAGGCUGAAAACCGAGCACAAUACAACUGUGUUGGUCUCCGACGUCAAUGACAACGCCCCCGCCUUCACCCAAACCUCCUACACCCUGUUCGUCCGCGAGAACAACAGCCCCGCCCUGCACAUCGGCAGUGUCAGCGCCACAGACAGAGACUCAGGCACCAACGCCCAGGUCACUUACUCGCUACUCCCGCCCCAGGACCCGCACCUGCCCCUCGCCUCCCUGGUCUCCAUCAACACAGACAACGGCCUCCUGUUCGCCCUUAGGUCCCUGGACUACGAGGCCCUGCAGGCGUUCGAGUUCCACGUGGGCGCCACAGACCGCGGCUCCCCGGCGCUGAGCAGCGAGGCGCUGGUGCGCGUGCUGGUGCUGGACGCCAACGACAACUCGCCCUUCGUGCUGUACCCGCUGCAGAACGGCUCCGCGCCCUGCACCGAGCUGGUGCCCCGGGCGGCCCAGCCGGGCUACCUGGUGACCAAGGUGGUGGCGGUGGAUGGCGACUCGGGCCAGAACGCCUGGCUGUCGUAUCAGCUCCUCAAGGCCACGGAGCCCGGGCUGUUCGGCGUGUGGGCGCACAAUGGCGAGGUGCGCACCGCCAGGCUGCUGAGCGAGCGCGACGCGGCCAAGCACAGGCUGGUGGUGCUGGUCAAGGACAAUGGCGAGCCUCCGCGCUCGGCCAACGCCACGCUGCACGUGCUCCUGGUGGACGGCUUCUCCCAGCCCUACCUGCCGCUCCCGGAGGCUGCCCCGGCCCAGGCCCAGGCCGACUCGCUCACCGUCUACCUGGUGGUGGCGUUGGCCUCGGUGUCUUCGCUCUUCCUCCUCUCGGUGCUCCUGUUCGUGGCGGUGCGGCUGUGCUGGAGGAGCAGGGCGGCCUCUGUGGGUCGCUGCUCGGUGCCCGAGGGCCCCUUUCCAGGACAUCUGGUGGACGUGAGCGGCACCGGGACCCUGUCCCAGAGCUACCAGUACAAGGUGUGUCUGACGGGAGGUUCCGGGACAAAUGAAUUCAAGUUCCUAAAACCGGUUAUCCCUAAUAUCCAGGCAAAAGGUCCUGGGAAGAAUAGUGAAGAAAACCCCACCUUUCGAAAUAGCUUUGGAUUUAAUUUUUAGUAAGAAUGCUAUUUACAUUUUCAUAUACUUUUUUAGUUUUAUAUAAUCAUAUCAACAUUAUUUAGUUUUAAACUAGUUACGUUAUUAUGCAAUACAACUAAUUGUAUUUUUAAUUUUUUCUUUUCUCCCCCCACCUUUUUUUUUUGAGACUGAAUCUCGUUCUGUCGCCCUGGCUGGAGUGCAAUGGUGUGAUCUCAGCUCACUGCAACCUCUGCCUCUCGGGUUCAAGCAAUUCUCCUGCCUCAGCCUCCCGAGUAGCUGGCAUUACAGGCGCCUACCACCACGCCCGGGUAAUUUUUUUUUUUUUUAAUCUUUAGUAGAGACGGGGUUUCACCGUGUUAGCCAGGCUGGUCUUAAACUCUUGACCUCAUGAUCCACCCGCCUUGGCCUCCCAAAGUGCUGGGAUUACAGGUGUGAGCCACCGCGCCUGGCCUUUUUUUUUUUUUUUUUUCCUUUUUGAUACAGAAUCUUAGUCACCCAGACUGGAGGUCAGUGGCAGGAUCUCAGCUCACUGCAACCUCUGCCUCCUGGGCUCAAGAGAUCAGCCCACCUCAGCCUCCAAGUAGCUGGGACUACAGGCGUGCGCCACCAUGCCCGGCUACUUUUUGUAUUUUUUGUAGAGACGGAUCGUCACCAUAUUUCUUAGGCUGGUCUUUAACUUCUGAGCUCAAGCGUUGCACUGCCCUCAGCCUCCCAAAGUGCUGGGAUUACAGGCGGCCAGGCCUAUUUUCAAUUUUCAAGUAUUGCAUAUCAUUGUGAAUAACAUUGUAAAUCCUUUUUGUAUUAAGUAACAGGUAGUUAAUCCAUUUCUAAUGAAUAAUUUUAAGGUUUUAAUCCUUUCCAAGUGUACAAUAAUUUACUGAUUAUUAUUUCUCAUUCUAGAAAACUGACUUUGAUUUUUCUCUUAGGUUUUUUGUUUUGUUUUGUUUUUUUGAGACGAUGUUUCACUCUUGUCACCCAGGCUGGAGUGCAAUGGUGUGAUCUCAGCUCACUGCAAUCUCUGCCUCCCAGGUUCAAGCGAUUCUCCUGCCUCAGCCUCCAGAGUAGCUGGGAUUACAGGUGCACCACCACACCCAGCUAAUUUUGCAUUUUUAGUAGAGAUGGAGUUUCACCACGUUGGUCAGGCUGGUCUCUAACUCUUGAUCUCAGUGAUCUGCCCACCUCAGCCUCCCAAAAAGCUGGGAUUGCAGGCGUGAGCCACCGUGCCCAUUUCCUCAAAUGCCCAGCCUCCCCUAGUAUUUUUCACUGUCUGCAUCCUAUGAUCCUAACCACUUGUGUAUUGUAGUUUCUUCAUGGGAGAAGUCAUAUCUGCCCUUCCAACCUUAUUCUAACAUUCUAUUUAUUCAUUUAAAAAGCCACAUCAUCUAGUUCUAAAUCACAGCAUUUAAAGAGAAACAUUUCAUUAUUAAUGUGCUCAUGGUAAAUUAAAUAUUAUUUUGUGAUUAAUAUUAUACUUCAAUAAUAACUGUGCUUGUACUAUUUUCUUAAAUACACUACGCUUACUUGGCUAAUAUUUUUAAUGCUUACUUUUGUGUAUAUAUAUAUAUAUAUAUAGAGAGAGAGAGAGAGAUCAUGUCUUAUAAUCCAAACAAAAUGUAAUAAACUGUAUGAAAAUAAAUAGGAAUAUUAAAACAUUUUGAUAAUUUUGGGAUGAGAAUAUUGGUGGACUGUUGGAAAGAUAUUCACUUUUCCUUUUAUUUUGUAAAUUUAUUUCAUUAUUUUCAAAUGUAAAAAUCAAGGUGAACUAAAGGUUGAAAGAAAAACAAGGCCUGGCUCAGUGGUUUGGCUGGGUGGGUUAGAUCACGCCUGUAAUCUCGGCACUUUGGAAGGCUGAUGCGAGCGGGUCA